Alternaria atra is the source of this 1305-nucleotide messenger RNA. RefSeq lists its product as uncharacterized. Gene Ontology annotation, biological process: GPI anchor biosynthetic process. Gene Ontology annotation, molecular function: GPI mannosyltransferase activity; alpha-1,4-mannosyltransferase activity. The transcript has 2 exons. NCBI's taxonomy places the organism in Eukaryota, Fungi, Ascomycota, Dothideomycetes, Pleosporales, Pleosporaceae. The record is from RefSeq and is a predicted model, not a curated record. The coding region runs from base 1 to 1305 and encodes 434 amino acids. Gene Ontology annotation, cellular component: membrane; glycosylphosphatidylinositol-mannosyltransferase I complex.
AUGGCUCUUUCGUCCUUUUUCCGCAGUGCACCAUUGGUCUUUACAACAUCCAUCAUCCUAAGAGCCAUCUUCCUAAUAUACGGCCUUUGGCAAGAUGCAAACUCGCCUAUGAAGUACACCGACAUCGACUACUAUGUCUUCACUGACGCCGCGCGCUAUAUCUCGCGCGGCCAGUCGCCUUACGCACGAGACACGUAUCGUUAUACGCCUCUCCUAGCAUGGCUCAUCUACCCUACUGUAUGGUCUGGGCAAUUGUGGUUCUCAUUUGGCAAGAUUCUGUUCGCUGUAGGCGAUGUAGUUACAGGAUGGAUGAUGUUCCGCAUCUUGAAAGAGUACAGGAAGAUGAGCAAUGAGAGAGCCCUAAAGUUUGCGAGCAUCUGGUUAUUGAACCCAAUGGUUGCUACUAUCAGUACAAGAGGCAGCUCUGAAGGGCUACUCGGCGUUUUCGUCACGGCACUACUUUGGUCGGUGCUGGCGAAGCAGAGACCGCUUGCUGGGUUCUUGCUCGGGUUUGCGGUACAUUUCAAAAUCUACCCAUUCAUAUACGCAGCUUCUAUCGUUUGGUUCCUCGAUGUUACCCAAACCGGAACAGAAGGAUUUGCUCAGGCGCAAUCAGCGACAUCGUUGUUUGGCCGAGUGCGCAACUUUCUCAAUCCCGCGAGAAUAUACAUCGCGCUUUACAGUCUCCUCACAUUCGCAAGUUUGAAUCUUCUCAUGUACAGCAUGUACGGGUGGCCAUUCCUCGAGCACAGUUAUCUCUACCAUGUGACUCGUAGCGAUCACCGUCACAACUUCUCGCCUUACAACACGUUUCUCUAUCUAAAGUCUUCGCCAAAGUCUACAGAUCUGGAGCCGGCUGCGCCAUACCUUGAACUGGAGCGGUUGGCGUUUCUCCCACAACUGCUCCUCAGCGCGGUCUUUAUACCAUUAAAGUUAGCGAAGAAAGACCUCCCCAAUACGAUGCUAGCGCAGACCUUUGCAUUCGUUACCUUCAACAAGGUCUGUACUAGCCAGUACUUUCUUUGGUACAUGAUGUUCCUCCCAUACUACCUUCCGGACUCAACUCUCCUAAAAUCCCCGUCUAUCGGCAUCACUGCGCUCGUCUUCUGGAUUGUGGGACAAGUUGCUUGGCUACAACAAGGCUUUCAGCUUGAGUUCAACGGUCAUUCUACCUUUGUUCCAGGGCUCUGGGCGUCUAGCAUACUCUUCUUUCUUGUCAAUGUUGGUAUCUUAGGGGUCAUCAUCUAUGACAUUAAACAGAAGAGACCGCAAAAGAAUGUUGUGGUGGAGAAGAAGGCUUCAUAG